GGAAGUAGAUAUUUUCACACACGUGAAUGUAGACAGCAGCGACAGAAAUGGAUUCUACAGAGCUAUCGACUUCAGAAAGUGUUUCUAAGAAGAGGAAGACGAAGAAACCUAAGAGAACAAUUAAAUCAGACGAAGAGCCAGCAGAAAAGAUGGAUCGAGCAGAAAGUGAAGUGAAUGAAAAUAACUCAUCGUCAGGAGCGAGUUUUCCUCCCACAUUCAGCGUGUCUGAGAUCAAAAACAAACAGCGCAGACAUGUGAUGUUCCUCAAACUAAAGCAGGAGAAAAGAAAGCAAAAGCUAGAACUGAAAAAGAAAAGGAAAAAAGAGAGAGCAGCUCUUGGUGACAAGGCACCACCUAAAGAAGUUCCCAAGACAAUAGAAAACCAGAGAAUAUAUGACGAAACUACAGUUAACCCAGAGGAUGAGGAGGUAGCUUUCGAUGAAGGAACCGAUGAAUUUUCUGCUUACUUUAAUCGAUUGACAAAUCCCAAAGUCCUCAUCACCACAUCAGACAGACCAAGAGGGAGAACUGUAAGGUUUUGUGAGCAGCUGGCGACAGUGAUCCCGCAUGCUCAUGUGUACUACAGAAGAGGUCUGGCUUUGAAGAGAGUCAUUCCUCAGUGUGUAUCACGGGACUUCACUUACUUGUUAGUGGUCAAUGAGGACAGAAAAGUGCCAAAUGGCUUGGUUGUGUGUCACCUUCCUGAUGGGCCGACUGCACAUUUCAAACUCAGUAGUGUUCGGCUUCGCAAGGAGAUGAAGAGAAAAGGAAAGGACCCAACCGAGCACACUCCAGAAGUCAUUCUCAAUAACUUCACUACUAGACUGGGUCACAGUAUCGGCCGGCUGUUCGCUGCUCUGUUUCCCCAUGAUCCGCAGUUUGUUGGCCGUCAGGUUGCCACAUUUCACAAUCAGAGAGACUUCAUCUUUUUCAGAUUUCACAGGUAUAUCUUCAAGAAUGAAAAGCGAGUAGGAAUCCAGGAACUAGGACCCCGCUUCACUCUUAAGCUUCGCUCUUUACAGAAAGGAACUUUUGACUCCAAGUUUGGGGAAUAUGAAUGGGUUCAUAAGCGACAUGAGAUGGACUCCAGUCGAAGAAAAUUCCAUCUUUAAGGAACCGUCUGAAAAAAAAAUCACAAAUGAGGAAUAUUGUUUCAUAAAUAUAACUUCUCUAUGGAAUGUUUUAAUAAAAUGCAAAGUCUCUGUCAGAAAA
Paramisgurnus dabryanus is the source of this 1212-nucleotide messenger RNA. It is a transcript of the gene rpf1, whose product is annotated as ribosome production factor 1 homolog. Gene Ontology annotation, cellular component: preribosome, large subunit precursor; nucleolus. Gene Ontology annotation, molecular function: rRNA primary transcript binding. Gene Ontology annotation, biological process: maturation of LSU-rRNA; maturation of 5.8S rRNA. Lineage: Eukaryota; Metazoa; Chordata; Actinopteri; Cypriniformes; Cobitidae. The record is from RefSeq and is a predicted model, not a curated record.